Cooperia oncophora is the source of this 477-nucleotide messenger RNA. The record is from the annotation of a GenBank genome assembly. Lineage: Eukaryota; Metazoa; Nematoda; Chromadorea; Rhabditida; Trichostrongylidae.
AUGAUCCACGCCUGCUCCAAGAGGCCAUUGAUGAAGUGUACCGCUGGGCUAGCCGGUGGAACCUACCUUUGUCUAAGGACAAAACUAAAUCUUCGCAUAGGCCGAUUCUCCAUCGAUGGGAUGCUAUUGGAACGGGUCACACAAAUCACCGAUCUAGGAUUUCUUAUCUUUCAUGGUUACUCGGGUAUUAGGCCUAGCGCAUUGAUGGGAAUUCACGAAACAACGACUAGAGGCUCGGUAAGGAAAAUUACCAUUCCGCGAGCUAGACGUAACGUUAGACACCAUCUCUUCCUCAAUCGAACCUGCCAAGAGUUUCAUAGGAUACUCUCCUUGGGAAGGUCAUCCAAUAAACUUACUUCCUUUAAAGCCACUCUGGAAAAGUAUCCUGAUGUCACAUUUACUCUGUUUGAUGGGCUCAAAAAUUGUCUGCUUCACUUCCUGUGUGCUGCUUCUUUCUGUUGUUUGUGUUGCUACUAA